Messenger RNA from Urocitellus parryii (Arctic ground squirrel), 3371 nucleotides. RefSeq names its product seizure related 6 homolog (gene Sez6). Lineage: Eukaryota; Metazoa; Chordata; Mammalia; Rodentia; Sciuridae. The record is from RefSeq and is a predicted model, not a curated record.
CGGCGCCGACGCCAGGCGCUGGCCGUGGUGCUGAUUCUGUCAGGCGCUGGCGGCGGCGGCGGCGGCGGCGGCCCCGCUCCCUCUCCCCUGCCGGACCCCGCUCUGCCAGCCCCGCGCCCACGUCUUGCCAAGCCCCUCACCCUCCCGCCGCGGCCCCUGCCCGGGGCGCGGCCGCAACCAACACCAUGCGCCCAGCAACCCUGCUGCUCCUGCCCGCGCUGCUGGCGCUCCUGGCUCACGGACUCUCCUCUGAGGCCCCAACCAUGGGGGAAGGGCAAGCCACAGGCAUCAAGGAGAUGGAUGGGGAGCUGACAGCGGUCCCUACACCUGAGCAGCCAGAACGAAGUGUCCACUUUGUCACCACGGCCCCCACUCUGAAGCUGCUCAACCACCACCCACUGUUGGAGGAAUUCCUGCAAGAGGGGCUGGAGACGGGCGAGGAGGAGCUGAGGCCAGCGCUGCCUUUUCAGCCUGACCCACCUACACCCUUCACUCCAAGCCCCCUGCCCCGCCUGGCCAAUCAGGACAGCCGCCCAGUCUUUACCAGCCCCACCCCGGCCAUGGUUGCAGCACCCACACAACCCCAAUCCAGAGAGGGACCUUGGAACCUGGAGUCAGAGGCCCCAGUGCUUCGGAUCACAGCUCUUCUACCUCCAGGGCCCAGCAUGGCAGCGCCCACCCUACGCCCAGGGGAGAGGCCCAGUACUACACCCCCCACCAGAGCAUGGACUCCAACUCAAGAGGGUCCUGGAGACAUGGGCAGGCCAUGGGCUCCAGACAUCAUGUCCCAGACCAUGGGGCUUGGGAUGGAGGGAACCAUCACCACCUCCACAGCUUCAGGGGAUGACGAGGAGACCACCACCACCAGCACCAUCAUUACCACCACCAUCACCACCGUCCAGCCACCAGGCCCUUGUAGCUGGAAUUUCUCUGGCCCAGAGGGCUCUCUGGACUCCCCUGUAGCCCCCAGCUCACCCUCUGAUGUCGGCCUGGACUGUUUCUACUAUAUCUCUGUCUACCCUGGCUAUGGUGURGAGAUCAAGGUUCAGAACAUCAGCCUCCGGGAGGGGGAGACAGUAACCGUGGAGGGCCUGGGGGGCCCUGAUCCGCUGCCCCUGGCCAAUCAGUCUUUCCUGCUACGGGGCCAAGUCAUCCGCAGUCCCACCCACCAAGCAGCCCUGAGGUUCCAGAGCCUCCCACCACCGGUUGGGCCUGGCACCUUCCAUUUCUACUACCAAGCCUAUCUCCUGAGCUGCCACUUUCCCCGACGUCCAGCUUAUGGAGAUGUGACUGUCACCAGCCUCCACCCAGGAGGCAGUGCCCGUUUCCACUGUGCCACUGGCUACCAGCUAAAAGGUGCCAGGCUCCUUACCUGUCUCAACGCCACCCAGCCCUUUUGGGAUUCCCAGGAACCUGUCUGCAUUGCUGCCUGCGGUGGAGUGAUCCGCAAUGCCACCAUCGGCCGCAUUGUCUCUCCGGGCUUCCCGGGAAACUACAGCAACAACCUCACCUGCCACUGGCUGCUUGAGGCUCCUGAGAGCCAGCGGCUGCACCUGCACUUUGAGAAGGUCUCCCUAGCAGAGGAUGACGACAGGCUCAUCAUUCGCAAUGGGGACAAUGUGGAGGCCCCGCCUGUGUAUGAUUCCUACGAGGUGGAAUACCUGCCCAUUGAGGGCCUGCUCAGCUCUGGCAGACACUUCUUUGUGGAGCUCAGUACUGACAGCAGCGGGGCAGCUGCAGGCAUGGCCCUGCGCUAUGAGGCCUUCCAGCAGGGCCACUGCUAUGAGCCUUUUGUCAAAUACGGCAACUUCAGCAGCAGCGCACCCUCCUACCCUGUGGGUACCACCGUGGAGUUCAGUUGUGACCCUGGCUACACCCUGGAACAGGGCUCCAUCAUCAUUGAGUGCAUUGACCCCCACGACCCCCAGUGGAAUGAGACAGAGCCGGCCUGCCGAGCUGUGUGCAGUGGGGAAAUCACAGAUUCAGCCGGCGUGGUGCUCUCCCCCAACUGGCCAGAGCCCUAUGGCCGUGGGCAGGACUGCAUCUGGGGUGUGCACGUAGAAGAAGAUAAACGCAUCAUGCUGGACAUCCGAGUGCUGCGCAUAGGCCCUGGUGAUGUACUUACUUUCUAUGAUGGGGAUGAUCUGACAGCUCGAGUCCUKGGCCAGUACUCGGGGCCCCGUGGCCACUUCAAGCUCUUUACCUCUAUGGCUGAUGUCACCAUCCAGUUCCAAUCGGACCCAGGGACUUCAGUGCUGGGCUAUCAGCAGGGAUUUGUCAUCCAUUUCUUUGAGGUUCCCCGCAAUGACACAUGUCCAGAGCUGCCUGAGAUCCCCAAUGGCUGGAAGAGUCCAUCACAGCCUGAGCUGGUGCAUGGCACUGUGGUCACUUACCAGUGCUACCCUGGCUACCAGGUGGUGGGAUCCAGUGUCCUCAUGUGCCAAUGGGAUCUAAGCUGGAGUGAGGACCUGCCUUCAUGCCAGAGAGUGACUUCCUGCCAUGACCCUGGGGAUGUGGAACAUAGCCGACGCCUCAUAUCCAGCCCCAAGUUUCCUGUGGGGGCCACCGUGCAGUAUAUCUGUGACCAGGGUUUUGUGYUGACGGGAAGUGCCAUCCUCACCUGUCAUGACCGCCAGGCUGGCAGCCCCAAGUGGAGUGAUCGGGCCCCCAAGUGUCUCUUGGAACAGCUCAAGCCGUGCCAUGGCCUCAGCGCCCCUGAGAAUGGUGCCCGCAGUCCUGAGAAGCGGCUACACCCAGCAGGAGCCACUGUCCACUUCUCUUGUGCCCCUGGCUAUGUGCUAAAGGGCCAGGCUAGCAUCAAGUGUGUGCCUGGGCAUCCCUCGCAUUGGAGUGACCCCCCACCCAUCUGUAGGGCUGCCUCUCUGGAUGGGUUCUACAGCGGCCGUAGCCUGGAUGUUGCCAAAGCACCUGCUGCCCCUAGCACCCUGGAUGCUGCCCAUAUCGCUGCUGCCAUCUUCUUGCCACUGGUGGCAAUGGUGCUGUUGGUGGGAGGUGUGUACCUCUACUUCUCCAGGCUCCAGGGAAAAAGUCCCCUGCAGCUUCCCCGAACGCGUCCUCGCCCCUAUAACCGCAUCACCGUGGAGUCAGCAUUUGACAAUCCAACCUAUGAGACUGGAUCUCUUUCCUUUGCAGGAGACGAGAGAAUAUGAAGUCUCCAUCUAGGGGGGAGCAGCCCAGGCAGGUUCACGCAGCCCAGCAUCAUGGCUCCUGGCUUCCUGCUGUCGCUCCAGCUCCUGUACAUACCACCUGGGAAGAGAUGCCAUCCAUCCCUCAAGAAGUUGUGCAAUGCCUACGAUGGCCUAUUUUCUUGGCACCACUGCUCACUUAGGGCCCUUCCUUAGGCCCAAGUC